Molecule: messenger RNA, 7142 nt
Organism: Esox lucius (northern pike)
Lineage: Eukaryota; Metazoa; Chordata; Actinopteri; Esociformes; Esocidae
Gene: tlcd3ba
Product: TLC domain containing 3Ba
Exons: 8
Coding region: 1540-2439 (299 amino acids)
Biological process (GO): lipid homeostasis; ceramide biosynthetic process
Cellular component (GO): endoplasmic reticulum; membrane
Molecular function (GO): sphingosine N-acyltransferase activity
Source: RefSeq, a predicted model, not a curated record
GCCCAUGCUAAAACAAACGUUAUAACAGCAAGGAUAUGCAAUACAGAUGAGGAAACCUCUUUCCAUCUCUAUAACGUUAUACCUUUUCCUACCGACCUACCCUGUUCAAGGACCAAGGGGGUGGAGAUGGCUACGAACCAGAUAUUAUGUAGCCGGCUUAAAGGCUUCACUUUAUCCACAGCUGGACAGUCGUGCAAAACUCGAUGAUUUUUUUAAAAUACUGAAGACAAAAAAGAUAGUGUUCGCUGAAAUGUAUUUUACGAGAAGGAAUUCGGUCCGACAGGUCCUAAAAUAAUUUACAACUGUGACUUCACAAGUAAUUCUAUCGAAUAUUCUCCAGCAAGCGACAGGGUCGCCCGAUAUGGCAUUAUAACGGUGCAGAUAGCCUAGGCUAAUGCGACCAAAAGGAAGAAGAGGCAGUAGUGCCUUCGCAAUUUUAAUCAAAACUACACUUGCGUUUUUGGUGGUGUGAAAUAGUAUUGUUUGAAUUCGGCGACGUUUGGAAGACAAAACGUCAGGGUGGGAGUCUGGAUUCUGAUUCGGACAAGAAGGACCACACGCCAGAAGCGGGGAAGGACACAUGCACGCAUUGACACAAGCAUACAUUUGUCUUGGUUGACGCGCCUUAUCUCAUUUUGCCCUACUUGAGUUGUGCAGGUAUCCAAGAUAGUAUUCGGAUUAAGAAAACAAAACAUGUGGCACACUUUGCGACAUGUAACAUAUUUCCACCGGGACACAAUUACACUGAUUUCUCCCUGAGCUUUACCAGGACCGACCGGGCCGCAGGACAGGACGCCACACCACCUAAAUUACAUACAUUGACCUAGAGAACAAUGAUAGUGGAAAACAUCAAUUCAUGAAUUCCCCAAUGUAGCGACAUAGCUCAGCCAGUACAGCUGGCAAUACAGUGCAGUUAAUGGAUGGGUCUGCAUUGGUAAGAUUAGAGUGUAGUGAAGAUGAUCCGCACAUGUCUUGAGUUGGUCCGAUUCGGGUCAUGUUUGAAAAAGCUGCCUGUUGACCCUGAAUAAAGGGUUUGUGAUAUAAAAAAGAAAGCCAACUAGGCCUCCUCUGGUUAUGAGCGAGGAGGUGAAAGCAGGGAGGUGAAAGCUGGGAGGUGAAAGGGAUAUGCGAGGAGUUAACAAACGCACCGCCUACGGCUCUGUCGUAAUCCCAUCUUUCCCAAGUACACUUCUUUCAUUAACGUUAACCGUAACAACCAUUCAUUCCCCAAAAAUAUCUACAAACUAGCUUUUAGUCUUGUAAAUAAUAACAUGUACACCAUUUGACCACACGCACACGCACACACACAGCAAACCAGCGUAAUGUUACUAACUGUUGGUAUGCAGUUGACAAUACCUUGUUAUUCGCCAGGCACUUAAUCUCUAACAAUAAAUUGGGGUUUGAGACUGUGCUACCGUCUUUUUGGGACUGUAUCAUAUAGUCGGCCUUUUAAUUGUCCCCACUUUUGAAGUGGUUCGUGGCAGGUGCUAGGCUAUUGAGACACGUGUACAUCCGUUAAUAUACACACACUCUGGGACCAUGCUGAGGAUCGUUGCUGCCGGUUCCAUCUUCUUCCCGGGACUAUUCCUACUAUCGAAGAGAUGCCUGAAGAAUGGCCUGGGCUGGAGCGAGGGAGAUGCCACUAUCGUGUCGGCCAGGCUGGUCUCAUCCAUUCAAGCCAUCAUGGCUUCCUCAGCUGGCUACGUCAUUGCAUCUUCCUGCAAGGAUGUCAUUGAGGACCAACACUGGUUGACCAGUACCUACAUCCUGUUUGCGGUGCCCUACUUUGCAUAUGACAUCUACGCCAUGUUCCUGUGCUACUGGUACAAGCUGCAGGUCAAAGGCCACGAGGAGGACAUCGUCAGGCCUAAGCCAGUCGGCUCUGCCGUGGCCAGCUACCUGCGCCGCGAGUUCCUCAUGGUGCUGCACCACGUCGUCAUGGUGACCGUGUGCUUCCCAGUCUCCGUGUUCUGGAGGCAGGGUAAAGGGGAUUAUUUCCAGGGUGUCAUGUUCCUGGCUGAACUCAGCACUCCGUCCGUCUGCCUGGGGAAAGUCCUCAUCCAGUAUAAGAAGCAGCACACUCUGCUUCAUAAAGUGAACGGUGCUCUAAUGCUGGUCACUUUCUUCAUCUGCCGAGUUCUGCUCUUCCCUUACCUGUACUACGCCUACAGCAGGUAUGCCUCUAUCCCCCUGUACACAGUGCCCUUGGUUGCCCCCUGGCAGUGCAACUUGGGGGCCUUCUGCCUCAUGGCCCCGCAGGUCUACUGGUUCACCCUUAUCUGCAGGGGUGCCUUCCGCCUUUUCACUGGGGCCUCGCGCUCCCAAUCCCCGGCGUCCCAAAACAAGUCUGACAAAGGCUGUUGCUCCGGCAAGAGAAAUCCCUUACCACCACCAGCCAAUGGCUACAGCCAAGCAGACACUGAGACAGGCGCGCACUGAGAGAAUGAAUAACAGAGAGGAGGAGAGAUCACCGUGGGGGAGGGAGCCAGGCCAGCAUGGGGGAGGGAAGAACGUAUUGAAGAAUUGUAUUGCAAUGACACUGGAGCCAAAACAACCAGCCAAAAUGGAAGACGAGAAGAAGUGACCUCAUCACGCACUGUAUCUACGUUGUAACCUAGAGAAGAGGAGAGAGAGAAGGCAAGUUUCUAAUACUCAAUACCGCUCUCUCUCUCCAUUGUUGCUUUAGCGUUACAUGGACCUCUGGAAGGAGAGCAACUGAUAGAAUGAGAGUAAAAGCAAGGAGCGAUAGAGAUCGAUAGGACGGUUAAAAAAUGGGGGAAACCAAAAUGAUAACACAUUGAUGGAUAGGUAUUGAUAGAGAGGUGACUAGAAGUGUGAAAAAACUUGACUGAGUUUAAGUUACUCAUCUGUUGAAAGACUGUUCUGGUGUAGAUAAGGGUAAUGUAGGAAUGUAUGAUAAUGUAGAGAAAUAUUUUUAGUCAAUCAUUAUCUGGGAACUUAUGGAAUUUAGGGACUGCAGUCAGUUGGGAAAAGACAAUACCAGCAUUUCUACUUGGGAUUGCUUGUCGAUCAACAUCAAACAUUCAGUUUGGAUCGACUGAGUGUGUCUGAUUCUGGGACAGAGGGACAUGGAUGGGCGUCUCUGGGAUUGAUUCGUUCUGCCUUCUAUUCCUUCAAAAAUUCUCUCUCUUGCCCUUUUGUCCUUUGAGAGAAAAAGUGUGAGAAGAGGCAAUAUCCCCAAAAACUUUCAGAACAGCAUUUGAGUAAAUGCCAUUUUAGGAUUUUAUAUUGCUCUCAUACUAAGCAUUUAUUUAUUUAUUCAUUAAUGUCGACACUUUUUUAAAUUCAUGUUUUGGGAUUUCUUAGUACGGAUAGUAGUUUGAUUCCUGUCUGUGCCCCCUCCUUCCCAUUUCAGUUGAAAGUGGAGAGAGAGAAUGUUGAAAAUGCAUGAACUAAGAAAAAAAGGGGAAAUAGUGAACACCAAUCACUCUCCCAAGUCCAGGAAAGCUGUCUUCAAUACACAACAGGGUAAAGUUUGUGUGACUUACUAGAUCUAAACAAUGUCAGGAUAGGAGUUAUAUGUCUAGAUUAUGGUUGCCAUGGCACCUUUAUGGUAACCUAGGCUGAUUGCUCUGCUAUUUUAAUAACUUUUUAAGAACUUUUUCUAUUUUAGUUGCUAAUUAAAUGCUGAUCAGUUGUGUCUAACAAUUUAUUUCUCUUAUCCAUAAGAAUUGAGUAGAAAUUGUACUUUUCUGCAAUCAACUCGUUGGAGCUAGUUGAUUGUUUUCUUUUGAAUAUUUGUAUUGAAAAUCUGCACUGAGGUGUCACCUAUUAUCUGGAGAUCUACAAAGGACUGAAAUGAAGGACAUUCAGAUCUACUCUGAGUGUUUCUGUAUAGUUUCGGAGGAAUUGUAUGGUUCAGUUGGUGUUGAGCUUGGGGAGCAACGUCUGCAACUUCGAGGACGAUGGGGUGAAAGUGGAGGGCAGACCAGCUUUGGAGAGGUCGUGGUUGGAUGGCAGAGAUUGGCAAGGUGCUGGUGAGACCAAGAGCUGGGUGGGCUGUGCUGCCUGCCUCCGGAGGACCUGAUCGUCCCUUGUUGAACACAUUGGUCCUCACUCUGUUCAAGCCAUGUUCCUCUUAAAGGUCAUUCUGCUGAAAACCUUCAGCUCUGUCAGGGGAUUCUAUUCAAGACCUACUCUAUUGUUGUAAUUUUAUUUUAUUUUGCUUUUACAAGCGCUUUCAGAUUAUUUUCUAUAAUGAAAAGCGCUAUAGAAGUUGAAUAAAUGAUUAUUGUCAAUUAUUAUGUCACAUAAUCCCCCAAUCUAAAUGACAUAACAAUAGUCUAACGUGCACAGUACCUGUGUAUAAGGAAGACUUCUUUUAUCACUGAUUAUGUAAUAAUAGAGAAGGCUGCUUUGAAAGGAUCUCCUGUAGACCCAACCCAGGUUCUAGAAUCCACUGACAUUGUACAAGGUGUUUUAGGGGGCAUUUCCAAAAGCAUUCUGCAGGCGUUCUUGCACUGUUCUAUGAGCGUUCUACAGGCAUAUACACAAUUGUGUAUAGCCAUUGUACUGGUGUUCUACCGGCAUUCCACAAGCAUUGUACAGCCAUUGUACUUUCAUUCUACAGUCAAUUCCAUAAGCAAUGUACAUUUCUACUGGCAUUUUGCAGGUGGCAUUCUACUGGGCUUCUAAAGUCUGCUUAUGUAUGGGAGUCCUAUAUGAUCUUGAACAGUACUAUUAAGGAUUUCAAGUUGUGUACAACUUCAUUUUUGCAUUGCACUGACCGACAACUGAUACUGCUGGACUGCACUGCCUACUGUGGUACCCGACUCUUUUUUUUGAUGAACUUUUAGGAUGGUCCCAAAGAAGACACUAAAACACUGACAGUGAACUGAAAGCAUUAUUCAGACUUGAGAUAAUCACCCCUAACUUAUGUCAAUAAAACUAAAAAGAAUUGUCAACUUAUCUUGGGUCUAAAUAGUGUCCAAAUAGAAGGAACUAUGUACAGGGUGUGAGGGAUUAAUAUAAAGCUAAAUACAGGUUCCACAUAUUCAUUUCUCGCCACUUUCUACCAUUAUUUUGAUAUAAUUUAGUUUUUUCCCUUGUGAUUUUAAUUUAUGUUUUUGUGUCGUUAAAGGUUGCACGCUUUUCCCUAUAUAGGGCACUACUACUAAGUUUAAAUCACCGGGGGAUGUUUUAUUUCUUUCAAAAGUGAUCUAGCCUAUCAGAUUGGAUAAAAUCCAUGAAAAUAUAAUGAAUAGACCGGACAAAUUGUUGACUUGAAUGGGAACUACUGUUCUAUUAAUUGUAUUUUCAAUUAUGUUAAUAAUACUAUCCUGCACCGGAAGAAAAUGGAAUAGAUAAAGGGACUGCCGCUUAAAAUGCAAAACUAUAUUUAUUGCUGUUUUCUGUCCUAUAACUACUGCAUGAUAGGAAUGAGAGAAUGGCUUAUUGACAUUGGCUAAUAUUAACCUGGAAACAGUUAAACAGGUAACUUAAAAGUACUAUUUACUAUGGCAAGAACUUUCUAAAAUGGCUUAUUGAGGACAUUUUAAAAAUGUUUUGUUACAAUGUUUUUUUUUUGUUUUUUUAUUCAUGCUAUAACUGUAUAUACAAAAAAGGCACUGAUUGAUUUGGACAUUGUAUGAUCAACAUUAAUGUGCAUACCUAAAAUUAGACCUAAGUGUCUGACUACAAGAGAUUGGAACAUUAGAGUUUGUUGUCAAAUUAAAUGUCAAUGAAUUCUAUGUUUACUAAUGUUUGUUAUAUCAAAGGUUGGAGUAUAUUGGGUCAUCUUCAACACAAGAGCUGUGUUCUUCUGUAGUACCUUAUGAAAGCAGUCGCUGAAACUGCCCUAAAAUAAAUACCAGUUGGCCUCAAUUGGAAAGUUUAGUUUAAGAAGACACACUUUGAGUGAGUGAGUUGGUUAUGGAAGUUAAUAUACUAGUUGAAUGAAGUAAAAACUGACAUUGUCUUCUGCACUUGCAACAGAUUCACAGUAGUCUGUUGCAAAUUAUGGUUCUGUGUCAAACCCCCUGAGCACAAGAUAUUGAACAUCUUUAUUUUCUUUGUCUUUUUGGUUAAACAUUUGUUUUGAGGGGUUGAAAAAAUAUACAAACCAAUGCUUUGCUCACAGGGAAUAAAAUGCCAUUGCCUAUUUUACCAGUUCCUACAUUUCAAUGUGUCCUCUGUCAUGGAAAGUGUUAUGAAAACAAUCGACUGUAUAUCUUCCAUAUUGUAUUAUUUUUUUGCAAAUGUAUUCCAAUGUAUGUCUGUUAUUUAUUGAAGAGAUUUGAAUGUACAUAUGAAUACUUAUAUAAAUGAUCUAUACCCUGUGUACUAACAGGCUUGUGUUCUGUAUUGGCUGCUGCCUGACUAACUAUAGGUUCCUCAAUGUAAAGUCCUGUUUGCAUCUGAAAGGGCAUCCAAUACCCUCACCACACAUCCGAAAAUCAUCCAGUAUCCUACAUCGUACAUCUGAAAGGGCAUCCAAUACCCUCACCACACAUCUGAAAGUCAUCCAGUAUCCUACAUUGUACAUCUGAAAGGGCAUCCAAUACCCUCACCAUACAUCCGAAAGUCAUCCAGAAUCCUACAUCGUACAUCUGAAAGGGCAUCCAAUACCCUCACCACACAUCCGAAAGUCAUCCAGUAUCCUACAUCGUACAUCUGAAAGGGCAUCCAAUACCCUCACCACACAUCCGAAAGUCAUCCAGUAUCCUACAUCGUACAUCUGAAAGGGCAUCCAAUACCCUCACCACACAUCCGAAAGUCAUCCAGUAUCCUACAUCGUACAUCUGAAAGGGCAUCCAAUACCCUCACCACACAUCCGAAAGUCAUCCAGUAUCCUACAUCGUACAUCUGAAAGGGCAUCCAAUACCCUCACCACACAUCCAAAAGUCAUCCAGUAUCCUACAUCGUACAUCUGAAAGGGCAUCCAAUACCCUGCAUUGUACAACAUGCAGGGAGCAGGGCGCCAUUUUGGAUGCAGACCCAUUCGUUUGGCUGAUCAAAUGCACUUUCCUCUCCAGUUCUGACUACCAACGUGACAUCUUGAUUCUGCCAUUCUUACAGCACUGCACAGAUUCUGACAAUAAGCACCAGUGUCAAUUUGGUGUAGAUCUUUGUGGCAAGUUUUGCUUUAAAACAGAUUGAACAAUAAAAUCCUCCCUACUGUU